UGGAUCACCCAGAAAAUGCUGCUGGUAUUUUAUUCAGUGCUGAUGCUCGGAGUGGGGCGUUGCACAGACGAUCAGAUGUUUGAGACAAUGACUGUUGAUUUUGGACAAGAUGUGACUCUGACCUGUGACCGGCAGACAUCUUGGACUUCAACACAAUUAUUUUGGAUGAGGCUCGUUUCUGGAAACUUGCCUGAAUUCUUGGGAGGAACAGUUACCAUUGACUUUAAUGGUGUGACGACGACUGGUCACAUUACAUCCAAACAAGGGCCUGGAACAUUUAUUCUGCAUAUCAGUCAAGCAAAGCUAAGUGAUACUGGAGUUUACUUCUGUGUAAAAGUAAAACAAGUUGACAUGACAGUUCUGAAGGGAACAUUUCUAAGAAUCAAAGGACCAGAACCUGAUACCAUCGCCGUCGUUCAAGUCCCUCCAUCUGAUCGGGUCCCUCCAGGAGGCUCAGCGACUCUGCAGUGUUCAGUCCUCUCUGACUCUGAGAAGAAAACAUGUCCAGGAGGACUCGGCGUGUACUGGUUCAGAGCCGGAUCCCAUGAAUCUCAUCCCAGUGUCAUUUACGCUCAUGGAAACAGUGGUGAUGAAUGUGAGGAGAGUCCUGAGGCUCGCUCUCCACACAAAUGUGUCUACAACUUCUUCAUGGACGACAUCAGCCCCUCUGAUGCUGGGACUUAUUACUGUGCUGUGGCCACAUGUGGACAGGUGUUAUUUGGAAAUGGAACAAAACUGGACGUUGAAGGGUCCUUUAUCUGGCCACAGACAGCCAAGGCAGUUAUUUUUCUGCUGUGUGCUGUCUUGGUAGUAAGUCUGGUUGUCAUAGCCCUGCUCAUUUACGCCAUAACGUCUGACUGUUCCAAUGCUGCUGUUGCCGUGCAAAAAACCAGUGGUGGUCCACAGAGAGAUUGGAGCGUGUGCAUUUACUCGUUGGUCAUCUUACCCAUGAUGAAAACUGGCUGUGGUGCACCAACAGGUGCAAAAGCAGCAGAGGACGAGGAGAUCUACGCUGCUGUCAAGGCUUUUGGGUGGUAUUCAUGAGUUAACAGGUCUGUUUGUCAUCAGGUGCUACUGUCUGAUCUAGUUAAUGUUAGUCUGCUUAGAGCCAAACAGUUUGUAAUACAGUGGCUAUUAGGUAGUGAUCCACAUAUUGUAUGUAUGAAAGUUUGGCAUUUGAAACAAGUUGGAGUGAAAUCGAUUGAUGCAAACUAAUUACAUGUGUGGUUGAAAUUGUCCAUCCCUUGUAUAUAUACCAAUGUUCACGCCGAUGGAAAAAUUGUCUUUGGACUGUCGGUGGAACACUGUGCGAAUUCUACCCAGAACAGAUUGUGUUUCGUUCAUGUUGUCAGCAGCGUGUUGUCAUCUCUCCAUUCAUCUCCUGUCA
This is a messenger RNA of Chelmon rostratus (copperband butterflyfish), 1387 nucleotides long. RefSeq lists its product as uncharacterized. The record is from RefSeq and is a predicted model, not a curated record. Gene Ontology annotation, biological process: response to bacterium. NCBI's taxonomy places the organism in Eukaryota, Metazoa, Chordata, Actinopteri, Chaetodontiformes, Chaetodontidae. The transcript is spliced from 6 exons. Bases 16 to 1044 code for a protein of 342 amino acids.